Molecule: messenger RNA, 3606 nt
Organism: Peronospora farinosa
Lineage: Eukaryota; Oomycota; Peronosporomycetes; Peronosporales; Peronosporaceae
Source: the annotation of a GenBank genome assembly
AUGGAGUCUCCACCUGCAUCAUUCGACACUCGUCACCUCUCUGACGUGUCAGUUGCAAGACCUGACAGCCCAUUAAAGUGCCUUAGUGACAGUUCCACAGAAUCUCAGCAAUGCAGCGCUGAUCCGAAUGCUUUUUUAGGGUUUUACGUGCCUUCUAAGACAAAAAACAUGGACGUACGACUUUUGAGCGAUUCCGAGCAACAACAAUCGAAAAAAGAGACAUUAAAGCUCGUACUGGACCUGGAAGUGACAACCGACGAUGUUGCAAGAGAAAUGGAUGAUAUUCAAGCUGUUACGGACUCUACAAGUGACAAUUUAUUCAAUACCCUAUUUACUGGAGAUCCUCCAGACAAUGACAAUGGAAUAAAGUCCGUCACUUUAAUGGCUGAGACUAAAAAACACCUGGCAACAAAAGAUCAAGUUUCAGAGGUAUGGACCAUUCGAACCGACCAGGAGAAAAAACGGUCUCUAAAUUCUCCUCGAAGUAUGUUCAAGUCUAUGGAUAAUGCAUGGAAAGCUCGUAAAAAGCAGAAAAGGGUGAAUAAAUAUGAGACUACACAAGUUCAAGAGGAUGGAAAAAAGGAGAAAUUACGUGAUACGGAUGAAGUGAUACGUGCGUUUUCGAAAAAUCGUGAGGAAUUGGUAUCAAGUGAUUUUCAGACUGCGUACACGUCGUCGACGUGCUUGAUGAAUGAUGUAACUGUCAAUGAAGUGGAGAAGAAGAGGUGGAUGUUGGAACAUGAGGAGAAAAUUGACAAGAGCGUUAUUACUGAAGACAGUGAUCGAGAGACGGAUUAUGAAGAUGAGCUGGAGUGCACACAGCCACUUAUUGAAGAAACCUUUUAUGCAGAUGAGACUUGCAACUAUGAAGGACGUGACGAUGCGGACACGGAAGUGUACCCAUCCUCUGAAAAUGACACUAUAUUGUACGGUGCAGACUGUGUCUUAGAAGAAGAUCGAAAGCAUGAAAAGACCAGCAGUGAGCGCACAGAUGCUGCAAACGUUGAUUACAGUCGAGAAAAACACUCGGUUGUUGUACCGACAUCAGGUCGAACGAAUCCGCAGCGGAGUGGUGAGGACGAAGUGACGAGCCGUGAAGGAUCACAAGGGACACAGCAGGAUUAUUUGACACCGAGGGUCAGCCCUUGCCGGGUUGGACAGUCGGAUCGAAGUGAAGUGAAUGACGAGUUGAUCACUAUCGUUGAUCCGAAAGACAAUGUGGAGCAGAUUACGAAGACGAGUCAAAGUGAUGACGAUCAAGAUGAAUGUGUGCCUACUCAGCCUAGUAAGCUUUGGACAGAGGACGAGUGUGUGGUAAAGCCGAAGUCUCUUUCGAAACAAAAUAGAAAAGAGAGUGAUGAACUUUUGGCGAGAAGUCAGACACAUGUGACCGAUUCUCAGAGUAAAUCUAUUCGAAGCCUUGAGUUUUUUUCCAUUGUACCCGAGUCACAGGAAGGUGAGCCUUACUCCAGUGCAAUUCUUUCCGGUAACAGUACACGUGCGGCAAAGAGGCUUGACGCCUUCACUGGAAGUAACAGGCAAAGCCCUAUUGAUUCGUCCAUGAGACCCGUGUGUCUGCCUACUUCAACGCCAACACAACAAUCAGAUGACGAUAUCACUGCCCCUGAAGUUGCCAUUGACAAUCAAACGAGUCCUAAAAGCAGAACUAUGUCCUCGUUGCAGCCUGAUUUGCCAUCAAACAAGAAGAAACCGAAAACUAUAUCCCAAAUCAGUGAUUUGCAGUGCCAAACCGUCUCCACCCCGAUAGCCAAAAAACGUAAUAAUGACGCUAUUUCUCCGGACAACAAUACAUCUUCGCAACGAUCUAACGGAAGCAGCUCCCAGACCCCGCGACAUCGUGUGCGACGGAACUCUCGAUCCGCUCAAUCAACACCCUCAUCGACACCAACAGCUCGAACACGAAUAUGGACGUUAACACCAGUGCCAUCACAGCGUACAUACGUUUCAAGAUCUCGGACUCUCUUUAAGUACAAAUUCGAGUUUUGUUUGACCGGCUUUGUGAAGAAUGGUGAAAAAAAUCUGAAAGAACUGAUUGAAGGACAUGGAGGUAAAAUCCCAGAGCGCUACCAGGACGUGCUGUUUAAAGCUAACCAAAAGGCUGUAGUAAUCGCGACACUUAUAUCGUGGCGGAAGCGCAAGUUUAUGCAAGCUGUUGCGUGUGGGAUCCCUGUUGUCCAUACUGAUUGGAUCAAGGAUUGCAUUGAAGCAGGGCAUGUGAUACCUUUCGAUGGGUAUCGAGUUCCAAUAGGCUACUCUGUCACUACUCGGAAAUUCGAGUGUUUUCCUCCAAAAGAGCUACGAAUUUUUGAAGGCCUCUCCUUUGGUAUCGCUAGUGAUGUAGCUCAAAUGUCUAAAUCAGAGACAAAGGACAAGGCAAAGUUGAUGGCAUUUAUCUUGAAGGCUUGUGGUGCAGAAGCUGUGUACGAGAAUUUGUCAACUAGGGAUAGUAUCAACGUGGAUGUGAUGCUGUGUGAUGAGUACACACCGACGUGUCGGUACUAUAAGACAAUGCGACACAUCCCCGUUAAAGGCUUUCAAUGGGUGACUGAGUGUAUGAUCCUUCAGCAACUUCUGGACCCAGAAGAACCAGGCUUUGAACCACUGCGGGUUGGUAGUGAAGACGUAUUCGCGGCAAGCGCCGAGAUUGGUGACAGUGACAAUACCACACUAAAGCUGUAUAAAGGGGAGCUCGUGAUGGCAGAUAUUGCCGGCAGCAUAGCCGAUCACUAUCUUCUGUUUAAUGUCUGCGAGAUUCUUAGCAUCCACAUGAGUGGUCGCAAGGAUGGAGACUCGCAAUCCAAACGAAAAGAUUGCAAAGAAAGCCGAGUUAUACUUCGUGUGGGCAUACUGAAACGUGAGCCUUACAAUCCGGAGCUUUCAAAGCCUUUUGUGAAAGUGCUUGAUAUAUCAUCGUUCCAAGUGAAGAGGAGGUAUGACAAUGGAAGCUGGAGAACAUUAUUGCAGAACUUACACUUCUUGCUGGACAACGAGACGGAGGGAGAGGCACUCACGUGGUGUGGCAAUGGCUCACAUUGUCCCAUUCAACGGACACGAGAAGUUCGACUCGCGAAACAACUGGGACUCCGAGUCUGUUCGCUUCAUCAGGUGCUCGAGACGCUCAAUUUUGAGUGUCAGGAAGCAGAUCACUGGAACUUUACAAUUUAUCGUCACGAUUGCUUUGUUCUCGGAAGACCGGAAAAGAUUGAGCAAAUACCAAGUCAUAACAUGCCUCUAUUCAGCACGGACAAAGACGUUGUAAUGCCAAGUGUCGCCUACAGCUCGUCAUUGAAGCCACUGGAGGUAAGACUGAGUCUCUCUGACACACGCUCACAGUCGUGGGAGGUCACUAUUGCACCCAGUGUGUUGCCCCAUCCAACGUUUGAUGCCACAGACGUUUCCUGUUAUCACGAGAGUAGCAGCACUGAAAAUUCAUGGGGCGACAUGUUCGACGAGUCAGACCAGGGAAGCGACCACGACAUGAAUUCGCCAUUGUGGUGGUCACAACGAAGCGACUUUUCCAGUAUUUGCACGGACGAUCUGUCAGACAUGGACACGCUUUCUCAAAUUAGCACGUAUUACACGUAG